Molecule: messenger RNA, 3887 nt
Organism: Loxodonta africana (African savanna elephant)
Lineage: Eukaryota; Metazoa; Chordata; Mammalia; Proboscidea; Elephantidae
Gene: VPS18
Product: VPS18 core subunit of CORVET and HOPS complexes
Exons: 6
Coding region: 818-3535 (905 amino acids)
Biological process (GO): organelle fusion; lysosome organization; endosome to lysosome transport
Cellular component (GO): endosome; HOPS complex
Molecular function (GO): protein-macromolecule adaptor activity
Source: RefSeq, a predicted model, not a curated record
AGCUGAGCGGCCCCGUGAGGUUGGGAUCUCCUGGGGUCCGCUGAAGGGAGCCCGCGAUCGCGUGGGGGCGGGGGUGGGGUGCAGCACUGCGCCCGCUUCAGAGGGGAGGGUUUCCCGGCCUUCUCGCUCUGUAAGACGAGACCGAGAAGAUCCUCGGGAUUUUAAAGAAGAGACGGCGGAGGCGGAUUCCCAGGAUCUGUCGGAUCCUAUCGAGACUGGGGAGUCGCAGCUUCUUCUCCAGGGCGUCGGGGAUCCCUGGAGGGAGCCCUGUCGUAAUCCCCGGGCCCCGGACGAAAGGCCCAGAGGCCAGGCGCCAUGGCCUCCAUCCUGGAUGAGUACGAGGACUCGCUGUCCCGCUCGGCGGUCCAGCAGCCCGGCUGCCCUAGCGUGGGCAUCCCCCACUCUGGCUCCCUCUGCCUGACAAGGAGUUUCGUUCUUCUCACUGAGACCUACUGAGAGCAUUACUGCCUGCGCCGGAGGAUGGGAGAGAGUGGAGCUGCUUUAGUUGAGUUGGGAUUGCUGGUCAAAGACUUAAGGGAGAACCCUGAAGUUCCUGACACCCCAUUCCCACUGGGAGCAGAUGCAUCAUGGUGUGACAGCAUCUCCAGAGUUCAAAGAAUCAACCCCUCGCUGUUGUCAGAAGUGUAGGGAGAGCCCGACGCCUCUAAUCCAGAAGUGAUUAGCCAGCUACUUGAUAUUGAGCUGCUAUGUGAAUGCCCAGCUGGAAAAGGAGGUGCCCAUCUUCACGAAGCAGCGCAUCGACUUCACCCCUUCUGAGCGCAUCACCAGUCUUGUUGUCUCUUGCAAUCAGCUCUGCAUGAGCCUGGGCAAGGAUACGCUGUUCCGCAUUGACUUGGGCAAGGCCAAUGAGCCCAACCACGUGGAGCUGGGGCGCAAGGACGAUGCCAGAGUUCACAAGAUGUUCUUGGACCACACUGGCUCUCACCUGCUGAUUGCUCUGAGCAGCACUGAGGUCCUCUACGUGAACCGUAAUGGACAGAAGGUGCGGCCACUGGCACGUUGGAAGGGGCAGCUGGUGGAGAGCGUGGGCUGGAACAAGGCGCUGGGUACCGAGAGCAGCACAGGCCCCAUCCUGGUCGGCACCGCCCAAGGUCAGAUCUUCGAAGCAGAGCUCUCAGCCAGCGAGGGUGGACUUUUUGGCCCGGCCCCCGAUCUCUACUUCCGUCCACUGUACGUGCUGAAUGAAGAAGGGGGUCCAGCACCCGUGUGCUCCUUGGAGGCUGAGCGGGGCCCUGAUGGGCGUGGUUUUGUUAUUGCCACCACUCGGCAGCGCCUCUUCCAGUUCAUAAGCCGAGCUGCCGAGGGGGCUGAGGCCCAAGGGUUCUCGGGGCUCUUUGCUGCCUACACUGACCACCCACCCCCAUUCCGUGAGUUCCCCAGCAAUCUGGGAUACAGUGAGUUGGCCUUCUAUACCCCCAAGCUGCGCUCUGCGCCCCGGGCCUUUGCCUGGAUGAUGGGGGACGGUGUGUUAUACGGAGCGCUGGACUGUGGGCGUCCAGACUCCCUGCUGAGUGAGGAGCGAGUCUGGGAGUACCCGGAGGGGGUGGGUCCUGGGGCCAGCCCACCCCUGGCCAUCGUCUUGACCCAGUUCCACUUCCUGCUGCUGCUGGCGGACCGGGUGGAGGCGGUGUGCACACUGACAGGGCAGGUGGUGCUGCGGGAUCACUUCCUGGAGAAGUUUGGGCCUCUGAAGCACAUGGUGAAGGACUCGUCCACGGGCCAGCUGUGGGCCUACACUGAGCGGGCUGUCUUCCGCUACCACGUGCAGCGAGAGGCCCGGGAUGUCUGGCGCACCUACCUGGACAUGAACCGCUUCGAUCUGGCCAAAGAGUAUUGUCGAGAGCGGCCUGACUGCCUGGACACAGUCCUAGCCCGUGAAGCCGAUUUCUGCUUUCGCCAGCGUCGAUACCUGGAGAGCGCCCGCUGUUACGCCCUGACCCAGAGUUACUUUGAAGAGAUUGCCCUCAAGUUCUUGGAGGCCCGACAGGAGGAGGCUUUGGCUGAGUUUCUCCAGCGGAAACUGGCCGGUUUGAAGCCAACUGAGCGUACCCAGGCCACACUGCUCACCACCUGGCUGACAGAGCUCUACCUUAGCCGGCUUGGCGCGCUGCAGGGCGACCCAGAGGCCUCGACCCUUUACCGGGAAACACGGGAGCGCUUCCGUGCCUUCCUCAGCAGCCCCCGCCACAAGGAGUGGCUCUUUGCCAGCCGGGCCUCCAUCCACGAGCUGCUCGCCAGCCAUGGGGACUCGGAGCACAUGGUGUACUUUGCAGUAAUCAUGCAGGACUACGAACGGGUGGUGGCGUACCACUGCCAGCAUGAGGCCUACGAGGAGGCCCUGGCUGUGCUCACCCGCCACCGUGACCCCCAGCUCUUCUACAAGUUCUCACCCAUCCUCAUCCGCCACAUACCCCGCCAGCUGGUGGACGCUUGGAUUGAGCUGGGCAGCCGGCUUGAUGCCAGGCAGCUCAUCCCUGCCCUGGUGAAUUAUAGCCAGGGUGGUGAGGCCCAGCAGGUAAGCCAGGCCAUCCGCUACAUGGAGUUCUGUGUGAACGUGCUGGGCGAGACCGAGCAGGCCAUACACAACUACCUGCUGUCACUGUAUGCCCGCGGCCAGCCUGCCUCACUGCUGGUCUACCUGGAGCAGGCAGGGGCCAGCCCACGCCGUGUGCAUUACGACCUCAAGUAUGCGCUGCGGCUCUGUGCUGAGCAUGGCCACCACCGCGCCUGCGUCCACGUCUACAAGGUCCUGGAGCUGUACGAGGAGGCUGUGGACCUGGCACUGCAGGUGGACGUGGACCUGGCCAAGCAGUGCGCGGACCUGCCCGAGGACGAUGAGGAGCUGCGCAAGAAACUCUGGCUGAAGAUCGCGCGGCACGUGGUGCAGGAGGAGGAGGACGUGCAGACGGCCAUGGCCUGCCUGGCCAGCUGCCCCCUGCUCAAGAUUGAGGACGUGCUGCCCUUCUUUCCCGACUUCGUCACCAUCGACCACUUCAAGGAGGCCAUCUGCAGCUCGCUUAAGGCCUACAACCACCACAUCCAGGAGCUGCAGCGGGAGAUGGAAGAGGCCACAGCCAGCGCCCAGCGCAUCCGGCGAGACCUGCAGGAGCUGCGAGGCCGCUACGGCACCGUGGAGCCCCAGGACAAAUGUGCCACCUGUGACUUCCCCCUCCUCAACCGCCCUUUUUAUCUCUUCCUCUGUGGCCACAUGUUCCAUGCUGACUGCCUGCUGCAGGCCGUGAGGCCUGGCCUGCCUGCCUAUAAGCAGGCCCGGCUGGAGGAGCUGCAGCGAAAGCUGGGGGCUGCUCAACCCCUGGCCAAGGGCUCUGCCCGGGCCCAGGAGGCAGAGGGUGGGGCCGCAGCUGGGGGCCCCAGCCGGGAGCAGCUCAAGGCUGACCUAGAUGAGCUGGUGGCCGCUGAGUGCGUGUACUGCGGGGAGCUGAUGAUCCGUUCCAUUGACCGGCCCUUCAUUGAUCCUCAGCGCUACGAGGACGAGCAUCUCAGCUGGCUGUAGGAGGGUGCCACCCCUGACGGGUGGCAGCAGGAAGGCCGCACCCUAAUCUCUGCUCGGCCACAGGUUACUGGGCUCUGCCAUGUGGGGUGAGUGUAAUCAUAGCUGCUGCCGUGGAGUGUCAGCUGCACACAGCGGCCAGCUUCCUGGGCUGUUCUUCAGAUCUGCCUUAGAGCCACGAAGAGCAGCCCAUCCACCUGGCUCCCAGCGGAUGGCCUUAGCCUGGAGAAGUCGGAAAGCUGACCCCGUUAGCAUUUCCCCUGCAUCUAACAGCGCUUUUAUCCUUAUCACUCCUAUACACAUUUCGCUCACCUUCCAGAGCAAAAGCACCAUUCUUCCUCCUCUUCACUCUUUG